Messenger RNA from Laetiporus sulphureus 93-53, 1149 nucleotides. RefSeq lists its product as uncharacterized. NCBI's taxonomy places the organism in Eukaryota, Fungi, Basidiomycota, Agaricomycetes, Polyporales, Laetiporaceae. The coding region runs from base 47 to 913 and encodes 288 amino acids. Gene Ontology annotation, cellular component: spliceosomal complex. Gene Ontology annotation, biological process: mRNA splicing, via spliceosome. The transcript is spliced from 7 exons. The record is from RefSeq and is a predicted model, not a curated record.
CUCUGCUUCAGCCACCGCUUGAGCCCUUUACUGACAAAGUACCGCCAUGAUCAAGAGACGAGCUCGCCCACCGCCGCACAUUCGGCAGAAGCCCCUCGAAGUAGAGGACGAGGCGUCGGAGCAGGAAGAGCAUCAACCAGAAGAUGAAACGCUAGACCUCGCGGACCUGAUCGAGUUGCGCAAGCUCAGACGAACGAGGGAGGGCAUUGACGUCCAGAAGCUUGUUAAGGGUGAUGCAAAGAAACGUCGAAAGAGGCCACGCGAGGAAGAGGAGCAGGGUGGGUUAAAGAAGGGCGCACAGGCGAGUCGAGACGAAGACGAAGAGGAAGAUGAUGCGGAGACCAAGGCACGUCGGGUAGUGAGGACGAACAACUUCACUCAGCAAACAAAUGCUUUAGACGUGGAUAAGCAUAUGAUGGCAUAUAUCGAGGAGAACAUGAAGCUAAGACGAGGAGCACAGAAUGAGCCGAAGAGGGAUGAUGGGCCACCAGAUCCAUACGCUGAAUUGUUCAAGAUACCAGAGAGGUACAAGGUAAACCAAGAGAAACGAGAACAAGACGAGGGCAGCGUAACCAACAGUAUGACCAUGCUGACUGCCAUUCCGGAGGUCGAUCUCGGAAUGGACACGAGAUUGAAGAACAUAGAAGAGACGGAGAAGGCGAAACGCGUGAUCUCAGAGGAGCGGAAGGAGCGGAAGAAGAAGGAAGACGGAGAGGAGCAUCUCGUUGCUACUCGCUUCUAUCGGCCUAAUCUCAAGAUGAAGUCCGAUGCAGAUAUCAUCCGAGAUGCAAAGCUUGAAGCCAUGGGCUUGCUUCCAGAGGAUCAUGAGUACCGGAGACCUCAACAUGAUCGUACCCAGAUGGCAACAGACGAGCUCGUUAUGGAGCGUUUCAAGAAGAGAAUGAGGAAAUAGUGACUGCAGCACUCAGUCUAUACUAUGCGGAUGUUGCACUGUAAGGCUGUACUAUACUAUUCCUUAAUUUUUGUCUAUAUACAGUACUCAAUCGCCUUGUCCACCAUGCAUCUGCACACGGACUCGUUUCCUAAUGUAAAUACGAAUACGUUACGCUACAGGCGUGUUAAACCUGAGCCUUGGAGUUCAUUUGCAUCUUUGACUGAUAGCAGAUGCACGGCUGGAAGGCGGCUUCU